GUACAAUGAGGCCUCAUGAGACCCCUCCAUCAGAGACUCCUACUGUUUCAUCGAGCUCUUCGAGCAAUGGAUCGGAGAAGCCGCUCUCGCUGAAGAAACAAACUUCAGGCGGGAUGAGCGGGGACAGGGACGUGGCUGAUAUCCACGAUAUGUGGAGUGUCACCAAAGAGUACGUCAGAAUGCGGCAAUACCAGGACAUUCCCGACAGUGAUCCAACAGCAGUCCUUGCCAACAAAUUGCGGGAAUAUAUGGAAAGGACUACGGCCGAUGGUUUCCAGCCAGAGCCGUUCUUCCACCGCAAGAGCGGCAAGUUAGUGCUCUCUAUGUUGCAUGUCCGAAUGGAGGACGGCAGCGACGAGUUUUUCGAGGGCAUCAAUGGUGAAGUUUCGUUGCCUACUGGGUCCCUAUGCAGCGAACGAGCGGCUAUCGCGCAUGCUCGUUCGGUGCACCCCAGGAUAAACAGGGGAAUGUUUAUGGGCAUCGCGGUCAUCGACGUACCUACUAAGAUGAACGAUGGUCACACUGACAAUCCCUUAUGGCCCUGCGGGGCGUGCUCGGAGUGGUUGAAGAAAAUUCAGCAGUCUGUGCCCAACUUCCGAGUCUUAGCUUUCGAUAGUGUAGAGAUGAACGUGAUCUACGAGCGGUUCCUCUUCAUGACCCACACAGUAAUCGAUCAUAGCUUCACUCCUGCAGACCUAGGACGUUGGCAGUGUGACACGUGUCACACCAUCAAUCCUGAGAUGACCAGCAACUGUCAGAACUGCCUUAUGGAACGAUGGGACAAGCGGGUCCUGAAACCGGGAAAGCGCCGGGAUUAUCGCCAAGUUCUGAGGAGCCUCUUCGAGGCUACUUUGUGUAAUGCCAAGCCAGUGACACAAGCUGAGUGGAAGCUGGUUGCUGGAUGGGUGCCUAUGUGGUGGUUGGAGGCGGAGAUGGCCCCAAUGGGUUUGGUAGAGGUCCUUGGUGAGGAAGGACCGGCUAGGAGAUAUCGAUUGACUGGCAAGGGUUUGAAGAUGAUGAAUGAGCCUAACUCUAGCUAUAAUGAGUCGCUUCGGCACUCCAAACCUGUUCCGGAAGCUGUACCAGAUGAAGACGAAUGACGUGGUGACGGGCCAUGGAGACCUUGAGAACCUGAUUGACUGAACGUUUGCAUGCUGUAUGAUGCAGUUCCUGAUUUUACUACCAU
Molecule: messenger RNA, 1186 nt
Organism: Perkinsus marinus ATCC 50983
Lineage: Eukaryota; Perkinsozoa; Perkinsida; Perkinsidae
Exons: 7
Coding region: 6-1100 (364 amino acids)
Molecular function (GO): catalytic activity
Source: RefSeq, a predicted model, not a curated record